This is a messenger RNA of Meloidogyne enterolobii, 648 nucleotides long. Lineage: Eukaryota; Metazoa; Nematoda; Chromadorea; Rhabditida; Meloidogynidae. The record is from the annotation of a GenBank genome assembly.
GGACAAAAUAAAAGACAACAUUUGAUUAAUUAUAAAAAUGAGGCUCGAAAUGAGUAUUUGAAAGUUUCUGAAAAGGCUAGAAAUAGAUUGCAAAAAUUAGAAAGAAAAAAGAUGUUGAAAAAUUGGAGAAUUCCCUAUAUCCCUGAAUAUAAUACAAAUGUCCCGGUUGAUGAUGAUUUUCCUUCAGAUCCUCCCACCCCAAUUCUCCCUAAUAUUCCUGAAGGUAUUGAUGCUCCCCUUGUAUCUGACCAUCUUCCUCCUAGACAAAUUAUAAAAAGGGGACAGACAGAAGAGUUUGAGGGUACAAAGAGAUGGAAAAAAGGAUAUGACGAAAAUAAAGAAGCAAAAUUAAGACGUGAACAGAGAAGAAGGGGAUAUUUACAAAGAAAAAGUCAUAUUCGGGAACAAAAGAUUCCUAUUGAUCAAACAGCAUUAGUUCAAACUCGUAGACAAGAUGAUAUCCAAAGACGUCAAAAAUUAAAAAGAAAAUGGGAAGGUCCAGACGAAAGUCCUCUAAUUGCUUUGAAAAGAGUAAAACCAGUGACAAAACAACAAUCUGCAAAAGCCGGUAGAGAAUGGAUGUUAAGACUUAUAAAAGCUAAACGUAAGGAGGCUGGUAUAAAAAGAUUUAAACCCACACUUUGGUAA